This is a messenger RNA of Fusarium odoratissimum NRRL 54006, 1920 nucleotides long. RefSeq lists its product as uncharacterized. Gene Ontology annotation, cellular component: nucleus. The transcript has 3 exons. NCBI's taxonomy places the organism in Eukaryota, Fungi, Ascomycota, Sordariomycetes, Hypocreales, Nectriaceae. The record is from RefSeq and is a predicted model, not a curated record. Bases 73 to 1920 code for a protein of 615 amino acids. Gene Ontology annotation, molecular function: DNA-binding transcription factor activity, RNA polymerase II-specific; DNA binding; zinc ion binding. Gene Ontology annotation, biological process: regulation of DNA-templated transcription; DNA-templated transcription.
AGCAGACCCGAAGCCCCGCCUGAAUCAUCCCAGACUCAUAUCAAUUGAAACGCGAAAUCGGAAACAGAGACAAUGAGAACGACAAUUGCGUGUGAGAGAAGAUCCAAAGUCAAAUGCAGACACAAUGGCCAACCCCCUUGUGCAGGCUGCAUAAAGAGUGGUUAUACCGAGACUUGUGUUCUGAGUGGUCCAGUAUUGGGGCAAAGCUUAGGGUCUAAGAGGCCUGCUAAAAGACAGCGGCUGAGUGUUGAUCAGUCGCAAACAGAUAUCUUCGGAGAUGUUUGGCAAGAUAUCAAUCAAGCCUUUGAACAGACGUCACGAGCGCAAGUGAUAUCUGCUAUUAACUUGUUCAGGGCUCAGUUUCCUGAGUUUGGGUUUCUUCAUCCGGAUGAUCUUGAGUAUUGCGAAGAUGAACUCAGUAUAGUUCAGAAACUGCGACUUCUUGUCAUUGUUGCAGUGUCACACCGAUAUGCAGACUCUCGCACCGCAGAUAUCAACAACAAGAAUAUUCUGUUUAUAGCCAACGAGGUGCAGAAAAAGGUAACGAGUGGUCCGAGCCUAGCUCUUGUCCAGACCCUUCUCAUACUUUCGCUCUGCAACUGGGGAGACGGAGAUGGCUUCAAUGCAUGGAUGCACUGCGGCAUCGCUACAAGAAUGGCUCAAGGACUACUCAGCACUGGCUUCGCAAGUUGCGGCAAGAGAGAAACACUCUCGGAACUUGAGAAAAGAACAUUGUGGACUUGCUUCAAGAUGGAUAGACUGCUAAGUUGCGGAAAGAGACGACAGGCUAUGUUCCCUGAUGGAGACAUGCACUUCUCCCUACCGGUGAAUGACACCCAGUUCCUCUUUGGGCAGAGUCCACAAACAGCACCGGUAGAUGACAGUCUGAGAAGCUAUGGGCCAGAUGAUCAUCUUGUUCUUCUCAUUCAAGGUUUACGUAUCUGGUCAAGAGUUCAUACGUGGAUUGCUGAGGGCGGUAGAAGACAGCCUGGUAUGACUGAGCCAGAGCAGUGCCCGUUCAAUGAGACUUCGGAUUGGAGUAAGAUGAGGCAGGCUUUGAUCAAGUGGCGAGAGUCUCAGGAUGCGUUGAUGAAGUAUCCUGCUACGAAGGUAUCGGUGCAUGCUCAGCGAGGACAAGCCGAGAGGUUUGGAUACAUCAACUUGGUCUACUAUGUCAGUUUACUCUUUCUCUGCCGAGAAUUUAUCCCUUUCAGUCCGGUAGAUGAAGUCAAACCUCGCGGCCCCAUCGAACCACCACUCCUCAAAGCCCGAGGCCCCGAUUCAUUCUGGCUCCAAAAUGUCACCGAUCUAUACGACGCAGCAUCCCAAAUCUCCUCUCUCCUCUGCGAUCUCGAACACGUCGGUUGUCCCCUCCGCACCCCCUUCUCCGGCCUAUGCGCCUUCUCCUCUACACUAUGGAGUAUAUACGGCGCAGCGUUUCCAAACUUCAUGGGCUUCACGCCAAGUCAAACCUCGGACGCAGAUGCUCAAGCAGAAAGGACUGUGGCUGUUCUUGUGAGGAUAGGCAAGGUUUGGAGAUUGGCGGAGGAGUGGAUUGAUGUUCUUAACACGGCGAAGAGUAUCAUGACGAGAGUUAGUGAGGGGAGGAGGGUCAAGAGAUCGAGGUAUGAUUAUCCCGAGUUGGAGGAUUCUAUUCAUCUUGCGCCGUUGCAGGGCAUGCCGAGGCAGACGUUUGAUAGGCCGGCGGGUCUGGUCUCGGCGGAUGAUGGGCCGAAGUUGCAUCAGCUGGUGGCGGGUGAUGCUGAGCAGGGCGUGGAGACGGAUGGGCUUGGAUUUCUGGAGGAGACAAGUGGGAGUGAGUUUGUGGGCGAGGAUUGGUGGAGGUUACUGUCGUUUUGUGAUGAUCCGCAUCUUUUGUCGACGAGUAUGGAUAAUAUGGGUGAUGAAAACGUAGCUUAG